AUGAAAGAACCAGAAGAAAUCGAUUGCUAUCGAGUUCUGAAAGUGUCUAAAGGCGCAACGCUCCUUGAUAUCAAGAAGUCGUAUCGUAAACGCGUUUUGGAAACUCAUCCGGACAAAAACCCGGGCGCAGAAACGGCUCCAUUUGUCAAGGUCCAAAGCGCAUGGGAGAUUUUGAGCAAUGUGUCGAAACGAUAUUGUUUCGACUGCAAAUACGACAGAAUUAAGAGGGAAUGGGACAAAUACGAGGAGGUUUGCGUGCGCUCGAAAAAGACGACUGGAACACAGAAGCCCUAUACAGAAAAAGAUGUCCGCGAAAUAUUAGAAAGGCUGCGGCGCAAGAAUGAAGAAGCCGACGCUCUUCGCAAACGAGAAGAUGAGAGACGAGCCCGAGAGAAGCGGCAGCAGGAAGAAGAACGGAGGAAAAUGGAAGAAAGGAGAAAAAUGGAAGAACGGAGAAAAAAGGAAGAACAGGAACGAAAGAGAGACGAAAACAAAUACCCCCGCAACCAGGACACCUUCGACUUCAGGGAUAUGAGAGACGUUCUUGAUGAUAUCGAGGGACUGAGAUGGGGCCGCGCAGAGAAGCCCCGCGCAACACGACUACCGACCCCGUCUCCAAGGCGAAAUGAUCGCAGUUACUGCCACCACGACCGCUGGUGGCCGUACGUCUAUGGCGCUGGAUUGUGCCAGUAUUGCGAUCGGUACUGCCCGCAUUACUUGCUGGGCUGCCCAAGUUGCGAUGCUCGAGCAUGCGUGCCGUGCAAGAUUCGGGAGACUAGCUAUUGA
Messenger RNA from Histoplasma capsulatum G186AR, 786 nucleotides. RefSeq lists its product as uncharacterized. Gene Ontology annotation, biological process: cellular response to misfolded protein. NCBI's taxonomy places the organism in Eukaryota, Fungi, Ascomycota, Eurotiomycetes, Onygenales, Ajellomycetaceae. The transcript is spliced from 2 exons. Gene Ontology annotation, cellular component: endoplasmic reticulum membrane. The coding region runs from base 1 to 786 and encodes 261 amino acids. The record is from RefSeq and is a predicted model, not a curated record. Gene Ontology annotation, molecular function: Hsp70 protein binding.